AACAAAUGGACGAUUGAAAAAGCAAGCACCUGCUGACUUAGUUCACCAAAAAAGUUACUCAAGCACUAGAAACCUGCCUCUUACAGACAAUCUACCAUAAUGCCGAAGAAUAAGGGCGGUGGAGGUGCGAAAGGAGGAAAGGCGAAAGGUGCCGAGGGGGGAGGGGACUCGGGAAAGAAGGAGGCAAAGGGUGGAACUGCCGUCAAAGUGAGGCAUAUCCUAUGUGAGAAACAGUCAAAGGCCCUGGAAGCCAUUGAGAAGUUGAAGAGCGGGAUGAAGUUCAACGAGGUAGCAUCAACAUACAGCGAAGACAAGGCCAGAUCUGGGGGCGACCUCGGCUGGAUGACGCGAGGCAGCAUGGUCGGGCCAUUCCAGGAAGCGGCCUUUGCCCUCCCAAACAGUACAAUUAACUCCCCUGUAUAUACAGACCCUCCAGUGAAAACAAAGUUUGGUUAUCAUGUAAUAAUGGUUGAAGGGAAAAAAUGAUCAAACUCAA
This is a messenger RNA of Mya arenaria, 496 nucleotides long. RefSeq names its product peptidyl-prolyl cis-trans isomerase NIMA-interacting 4-like. Bases 100 to 486 code for a protein of 128 amino acids. The record is from RefSeq and is a predicted model, not a curated record. Gene Ontology annotation, biological process: rRNA processing. The transcript is spliced from 3 exons. Lineage: Eukaryota; Metazoa; Mollusca; Bivalvia; Myida; Myidae. Gene Ontology annotation, molecular function: peptidyl-prolyl cis-trans isomerase activity; DNA binding.